Molecule: messenger RNA, 2515 nt
Organism: Ostrinia furnacalis (Asian corn borer)
Lineage: Eukaryota; Metazoa; Arthropoda; Insecta; Lepidoptera; Crambidae
Gene: ss
Product: aryl hydrocarbon receptor spineless
Exons: 8
Coding region: 120-1727 (535 amino acids)
Biological process (GO): regulation of transcription by RNA polymerase II; response to xenobiotic stimulus; xenobiotic metabolic process
Cellular component (GO): nucleus; aryl hydrocarbon receptor complex
Molecular function (GO): protein binding; nuclear receptor activity; transcription cis-regulatory region binding
Source: RefSeq, a predicted model, not a curated record
UGGACACCUUGGCUUCCUUGCUACCCUUCGAGCAGAACAUCCUCAGCAAGCUCGACAGGCUCUCCAUACUGCGGCUAUCCGUCAGCUACCUUAGGACGAAGAGCUAUUUUCAAGUGGUCAUGCACAAAGACAAGGAGGAUAUCCACGGGCAUCGGAGGGAGCACUCGCCGUACGACCACGCCAUGCCCGACGGGGAAAUGUUCCUUCAGGCACUCAACGGGUUCCUGAUGAUCUUAACGUGCGAAGGAGAGGUGUUCUUCGCGACGCACAGCAUCGAGAGUUACUUAGGCUUCCAUCAGUCGGACAUAGUCCACCAAUCAGUAUACGAGCUGGUCCACUCAGAAGACCGGGAAGAGCUCCAGAGGCAGCUGCUUUGGAACUCGUUCCUUCCGCCGGAAGUGAGCAGCCUGACGCUACAGGACGCGCUCAGGCCAGACAGGACGCAUCUACUCGAGAGGAGCUUUACCGUGCGCUUCCGGUGCUUACUGGACAACACCUCGGGCUUUUUGAGGUUAGACAUACGGGGCCGCAUCAAAGUCCUCCACGGGCAAAACAAGAAAACGGAAGAGCCUCCACUGGCCCUCUUCGCAAUAUGCGCGCCCUUCGGCCCUCCCAGCCUGCUGGAGAUCCCUCAGAAGGAAGUCAUGUUCAAGAGCAAGCACAAGCUUGAUCUGUCUCUAGUCUCUAUGGAUCAAAGGGGUAAAAUGCUAUUAGGAUAUACAGACGCUGAAUUGGCGAAUAUGGGUGGCUACGAUCUAGUUCAUUACGAUGACUUGGCCUAUGUGGCCAGUGCUCACCAAGAAUUAUUAAAAACAGGUGCUUCCGGGAUGAUCGCGUAUCGCUUCCAGACGAAGGACGGGCAGUGGCAGUGGCUGCAGACCUCGUCGCGGCUCGUCUACAAGAACUCCAAGCCGGACUUCGUCAUCAGCACGCAUCGGCCGCUGAUGGAGGAAGAAGGCAGAGAUUUGCUUGGCAAAAGAACGAUGGACUUCAAAGUCAGUUACCUAGAUACGGGGCUCACCAGCCUAUACUUCUCCGAGACUGAACAGCUCUCAGGCUGUGAGACCAGUGUGACCACGCCACCCAGAGCAGCCAGGCGAUAUAAAACACAGCUGAGGGACUUCCUAUCGACGUGUAGGAAUAAAAGACGAGUUCCAACCACACCAGCGCCUCCCCCAGUCGACUACCUAGCAGCUGAUGCAGUCGCAGCGGCUUAUACGAACCUAAACGGGGCGUACACAGCGCCGUACGGGGAAUACCCGCCAGCUCCCGCAUUGCAUUACGCCCCGCCGCCGUUAGACGACCGGUUCCUAACAGCGGACAACCUCUUCCACCAAUACAAGCCUCUGUCUUACCAUUAUACCCCGUACGCGCCUAAUGGCUUCCUAGAGCCGGCGCCGCCGCCUGGUUACGAAGUAGCACCGACGUAUCACAGGCCGCCAUCAAGAGAGUAUGCGUACGUGGACAGCAGCGGGAGGUAUAUGAGUCCUGUGACGGGGCAGGAGAGGAGGUCACCCAGUGUGGUCCCAGGGCCCAGUCCGGGUGGGUCGAGCGGGUCUACAGAACAGGAGCGGAUGCAGCAACCCCAGGCCGAGAUGCCCCGGCAGACGGUGCUCAUGUGGGGCGCCGGCGGGGCCGCGCAAGAAGUCCCCGUGGAGUACUCCCCACCACAGGUUUGGCGCUACCACCCCCCCUCGCACUACCACACCGCUGAGGCAACCCAAUGAAAGCUUUAGCUUUUUUCUUUCGUGCAAUCGAGUAUGCUAAGUUUCUGGUCCACGAGAGUUGAGACUCGUGAUUUUAGCAGUGAUUUUUAAUUUUUAUAUUUUUUUAUCUUUAUACAUAUCGUUUAUUUCUUUUAUACUUGUUGAAUCUAAGCAUUCAAAAGUACUUGUUACCAGAUUUAUUUUCUAAAAUCCUAAUUGAUACCUCGCUCAGUGGUUUGUAGUUAAGCUCAACGGACCUUCAUAGGAUAUAUUGGUCUUGUUAAAACAGGGUCUUUCCACUAUCUCCAUUGUAGAUAAUGUCGAUUUGUAAAUUAUAAUAAUCGAAAAAUUCUAUCCAAAUAUAUUAAAUUGAUAGUCGAUUUGUAGUUAAUCAUGGUUAAUUUUAUCACGCGAUGCAAUGUUACACACAAUAGUAUUAGUAUUUGUAAAUAAAUAUUUAUUAUUUGAUAGUUUUGAAGCUUUGGCUUGUGUUGAGGUUUAAGCUUAAUGAGUGUUCGCUUUUUUAAACUUCAUAGUAAAAAAAUGAGGCAAAGCGACACAUAGUUUGUAUUGAUAUUGGAAAAAAGUAUUACACUGCCAAAAGAUUUCAAAAAUAACUCAAGGAACAAAACAUUAAAUUGAAAACGGUUUCCUUCGCUUAGCUUCAUUUUACCAAAACAAACAAUAAUAAUUAUCUAAAUGGAACAAAACAUAUCGGAGUAAGCAUGUCACAUAGGUUAAAGAUAAUUUAGUAAAAAUAUACACAAUAUAGACGCUCCCAUUUUAUAAUGCAUUCACAUAUUUUUUCU